AUGCUCGACGCGGCCCAACGCCAGCCCCCGGGGGCCUACCUGCGGUUGUUGGUCGAGCAGCACUGCGGGGGGCGCGAGGGGGAGCGGCGGGACUGCGGUAGGACCCCGGCCCCCAUCGCCAAGGCGCCGGACGAGGCCUAUCAAAGCGCCUUUACCCGCGAGGCCUGGGAGGAUUUGAUCACGCGCGAGAACGCCAUUCGGUUUCGCUUUCACCCCGCAAGCGCCAGGGGAGGGGGGCGGGGCGGUUGGGCCGGCGUCGGUAAUCCCACGGACCCGGGUGUGGGCGAGAACAUGGAAGAGGCGGAUCGGCAAGCGGAGCUCUUCAAGUCGCAGAUGGAGCGCGCCCUGUCAGGCGCCGGGUUGUUUUACCACUUGGCGGAACCGGCCGCGGAGGUGGACGCCGCAGAUUCCCUCCCGGCGGAUAACCCCCUCGAUUCGCCGGAAACGGGGCGAGCGUCGAACGGAAGGGAUAUCGCGGCUACCAAGUGCAUUGUUCGUAUCCGAAACAGUCAGCGCCAAAAGCAUACCGCAAUUUUGAGCACCGCCAAGUCGGUGAAUUAUUUCAAGCUAAAUUUUAUGCAGGUAUUGCGAAAGGAGUUGACCAACUUGAAUCUUCCGCGUGGGCCGGUCGAGUCCAGCGGGACAGGGACGUCGGCGGUUCCCCUCGCGGAAGCGAAGAACCGAGCCCAACCUCACGCAUCCACCGGUAGCAAAAAGCGGAAGAAGAAGCGAUGA
Phytomonas sp. Hart1 is the source of this 735-nucleotide messenger RNA. Lineage: Eukaryota; Euglenozoa; Kinetoplastea; Trypanosomatida; Trypanosomatidae. The record is from the annotation of a GenBank genome assembly.